This is a messenger RNA of Uloborus diversus, 1189 nucleotides long. RefSeq names its product cuticle protein 10.9-like. The record is from RefSeq and is a predicted model, not a curated record. NCBI's taxonomy places the organism in Eukaryota, Metazoa, Arthropoda, Arachnida, Araneae, Uloboridae. Gene Ontology annotation, cellular component: chitin-based extracellular matrix. The transcript has 5 exons. Gene Ontology annotation, molecular function: structural constituent of chitin-based larval cuticle. Bases 655 to 1098 code for a protein of 147 amino acids.
ACUUGUAGCUCCUGAAGUGAUCCUGCCUGUAAAAGUUAGAAAAAGUAUAUACUUCACUCUACCACACACACUCGAUCACUUAUUUCACUCAUAAACAUUACUCUUAAUAUUAUUUACUCAGUUGCUGUAAAAAUAAAUCCUGCAUCACAAUUGAAUUAAUGCCUUUUACAUCAUGGAAACAUCGCAGGUAAAUUAAUGAUGAUUAAAAGUAAACUCCAGGUCGUAUUGGAAUUGCGUGGGAGAAAAAUGCUACUUUCUAAAUGGUAGAAAAUUCCUUCCACCAUUGUACGAGUGGUUUUUGUUUUCAAGCUUCCUCGAGUUUUGUUCCGCCAUAACGAUGUUGUUAAAAUGUUAUUAAAUCAGAAUAUAUGUAUUUGAUAAAUUCCUUUUAUUCUCAGGAACCAUUUAUUUAUGAAUUCGUGAAACAAUAUGGAAGUAAAUUGUUAUUCCAGGGAAACGGUUAUUAUCAUCUAACUGUCAACAGGGUAAAAUUGUCAUACGAACAUCAUCCACAAGAGCUUUUUGGUUUUCAACAAUAUUAUAGUCAAAUGCAUAAAAACAGGUAUAAAAAGAUCGAAGCUUAAGACACUUUCAUCGUUCGCCUCGAAGAAACAGUUGUGUUCUAACAGUUGUGUCUGCUUCUAGGAUUUAGCAAUGAUGAAGGUUCUUAUUCUAUUAGCUUCUUUCGCACUGACAUACUCUCAAUAUUUGGCACCAAAUAACUAUGGCGACCUAGCACAGCCAACUCCAUACCAAUUCAGCUACAGCUCUCCCUCUAUUGGAGGUGCCAGCUCCCACCAAGAAUCCGGGGAUGGGUCCGGCAGGGUGACCGGAUCUUACAGCGUCCAAGACGAAGAUGGACGUUCCAGGGUAGUGGAAUACGUUGCCGACGAGUACGGAUUCCGUGCCUCCAUAAACACCAACGAGCCCGGCACAGCUAGCCAAAAUCCUGCUGACGUCACAAUAAAUUCCAGCGCUGAUGAUGGUCUUGGAGGCGGAAGCAAUGUUGUGUAUCCAAGGUCGGGACCACAAGUCGUGCCUGUAGCAGCAGGUUACCCCUACCAACCUACCUACGGUGGUUUACCGAUUUUAAAAUAAGCGAUAAUUUAAAAGAAGUGUCUAAUUUUGUAAAGAAAGUUGAAAUUUAAUAAAUUGAUUUUAUUUAGAUGUGAGUAUUUUAUGAAUAUCU